UUAACAAGCAGGCAGUCAAUCAAUCUAUCUUCUGGUACUCCUGUAUUUUUCUUAACCUGACUUUUUCACUUCUUCUUCUUCUUCCAAAAGCAAAGGCAAAGAUCUCUCUUUUCUUUCUUAAUUUUUUUCUUGUGGUCUCAAACCAGAAAUCCCAACAAAAUCAAAUCAAGCGUGUUUCCAGAAAAUUACUAGGGCGUCGAAGGGUCAGUGAUUGGAGCUUCGGAGAGCAAUUCGAUCUAUGAUGUAUUUUUUGAGAAACUGUGUGCUAAGUCUUGAUAUUGGUUAUGACUGUGCGAAAGGGAAUAGUGUUAUCUAGUGACUGCUCAUUCAAGUUAUUAUUACAGGAAAGGAGUUAAGAGUGUGGAGAAACUAAAUUAGUGGUGCAAAGUGUUUUGUUUUUGGAUCUGAAAUUUUAGUUUGAGAUCAUUAUUUUUAAAAGUAUUAUUGUGCUGCAUUUUUGGUGUUCUAUGACAUGCGCAACAAUGUGAUUGUUCUAGUUGACAUGAACCAUUCAAAAUUAGUCCGAUGCAUUUAAUUGACCUAAUUAGAUUACUUGGUAAGAGGAAAGAAAGAAAGUGGUUCUGCUGUUCAGGAGGGCCUUUUGGAUCACCAAUGUUAAUAGAAAGUGAUAAAUAGAGUUGAAGUACCCUUUUGGAUAUAAUUGUUUAUGACCAUUGUUUGUAGCUUCUGUAUUUUGUGUAGAUUAUCGAAAUUUGUUCUCUGGCAACUUCUUGUUGGCAUUUUCAAGCACAUUGGUUGUAAGCUCGAAUACUGUUUGUUACAAAGGAUGCUUUUGAAUCUAAAUUCUGAGUAACUUCUUCUCAGGGAAAUCUUCCAGGCGCUGAAAUGCUUUAAGUGAUUGCUGAGGCAUAUCUUCUUUUAAUUGUUCCUUCCUGGCUGAAAAUGUCAUAUGAAGAAAUUCUGAAGGUUGUUUUCCCUUUAUUGGAGGGUGCAGACCUUGCUUCUUGCAUGGCAGUGUGCAAACAGUGGAGAGAUAUGGCGCAAGAUGAUUACUUUUGGAAAUGUGUUUGUGCCAAGAGAUGGCCUUCCAUUUGCAAGAGGCCAGAUCCUCCAACUGUCACAUACUACAAACUAUACCAGACCUUUUACAAGCGACAGCAUCGACAAAUCCUGCUUCCUCCAAGACUUUCCUUUGACAAAUUGGAAUUCUUCAUCGACAUUUGGACUGAUGAUAAAUUGAUAUUUUCUGAAGUGGUCCCAGGCCCUGUUCUGCACACUGGAAUCAAAAGCCCACCUCCUGGAAUUUGUGAUAGGCUUAGAUUUCAGCUUGAAGGCCCUGAUUGUAAGAUGACUCUACCUGUUGAGCCGAGAUUCAAAGUCCCUUUAGGCGAGACUGUAAGUGUUUCAGUGCUUGUGGGGCGGAAGGAUUCCAAUAGGGUUGCUUGCAUAAUCAAUAAAUCUGUCUUUGAUUAUAUAGAUCGGACAUCCUAUAGGGCCAUGGCAUUUGACUAUCUUGGCCUCUCACCAGCCCACCCUUUUGUUCCAGGAAUCCGGGCUUGGAUUUCUUUGCUAUUCAUGGAUGAUAGAAAUGACAGUGUCAUUGAUGUUUUUGGGAUUGAAAUGGAUUUUUGUGAUGCUGCAAAAUCCAGGGACGAGGUUUUGUGGCUGCUUGACAUACUUGAUUGGAAGUGAAGGGUUCAUCAGCCGAGGGAUGAGAAGAACUGAACUCAGUACCAGUAUGGCUCGAUUUAUAUCAUUUUAUUUAAUGUUUAAAUUCGUAAGCACUCUUCAUUGGUUGUCGACUUGUGUCAAUAAAUAUGAAAUCUUUGUGAUGAAUUCCUAAAUUUUCUGUGGCAAUCUAUUCACUCGUUUGGAA
Populus nigra (black poplar) is the source of this 1837-nucleotide messenger RNA. Its product is annotated as F-box protein At5g39250. NCBI's taxonomy places the organism in Eukaryota, Viridiplantae, Streptophyta, Magnoliopsida, Malpighiales, Salicaceae. The coding region runs from base 904 to 1653 and encodes 249 amino acids. The record is from RefSeq and is a predicted model, not a curated record. Gene Ontology annotation, molecular function: protein binding. The transcript has 2 exons.